Messenger RNA from Staurois parvus, 262 nucleotides. The record is from the annotation of a GenBank genome assembly. Lineage: Eukaryota; Metazoa; Chordata; Amphibia; Anura; Ranidae.
AUCUGGGAUGGUUCCCUCUGUACAGAUCUCUGUGUUGAUUGUCAACACAGAACUCUGGGCUGUGAUUUUACACAGCUGAUCAGCAGGUCCCAACUCUAAAUCAUUGGCUGGGACCAGGGGCGGACUGACAACUCAUGGGGCCCCCAGGCAAUAGGGGAUCAUGGGGCCCCUGUAUCCUUGCCCAAACUCAAAAAAGCCUAUGAAAAAGGUACCAGGGGCAUCUCAUGUGGCCCCCUACUGUCCCUGGGCCCUUGGGCAGUGC